This is a messenger RNA of Prorocentrum cordatum, 2811 nucleotides long. Lineage: Eukaryota; Dinophyceae; Prorocentrales; Prorocentraceae. The record is from the annotation of a GenBank genome assembly.
AUGGCCAGAGUGGUCGUUCGUCUUCAGGCGUAUUUAGCAGCACUAGACCCGCGCUACCCAGCCCUUCUGGCGCGGGCAGAGGCCACAGCAACAGUGGUGACGAACGCGUCCCUGGAGCCAUGGGAGGCCAGUCUGUCGUCACAGCUGUACUACGUGAUGGUAAUGCUCUUCCGCGAUGCUGCUCAGGGCGAGAUGUCUACCGUUCCCCCCGGGGAGGGUCUGGAGGCGCGGCGGCAAGCCAUCCUCGACUGGGACCCGAAGAUCCGGACGAGGAAGGCGGGGUUGCUAAUCAAGGUCCUCACUGCAAAAUUCUCUGGGGGCAUCCCGCAGUCUCUCGACCAGUUUGAGCAUCUGGUUCGCGAGUGCGAAGGACAGGCGGGGAAACCUUUCGAUGAGGACCUUGAGAUUGGCAUUGUGAUUGUCAACAUGGUAGACACGACCGUCCAGCAGCGCUUAGUAAAGAACUCCGCCAGACUGGAGACGUGGAUGGCCAUGAAGGAGGUAUUCCUUGAAAUGGCUGGAACAGAGCAGCACCUGAACUCUCAACCGAGGCCGAUGGAACUCGGCGCAACGCCAAAAGGCAAGAAGGGAGACGGGAAAAGGCAAGAAGGGGGGCGGAAAAGGCAAAGGGGGAGACGGGAAGGCAAAGUAAAGGGCUCAGAGCCCAAGGGGAAGGCGAAGGUAGGAGCAGCUGAGAAAGACUGUUGGUACUGUGGCAAGAAAGGCCACAUCGCCGCAGAGUGCAAGAAGAACGCCAAAGACGCCAAGGGCAAGAAGAAGCUGGCAGCAACCCCGGAACUACCGGGAGGCAGCGACACUGCGGCUCCGCGCGCCGCCUUGUUGCUGGACCGUGACGAGGGACCGAAAAGGGUGAUGGCGGACGCCGGAGCGGGAGCAUCCGUGUGCCCCACGUCCUUCGACGCUGCCGCCACGGCAGACGCGUCUGUCAAGCCUGCGGCGCCUGCGACAGCCACAGGAGAGGAGGUCCGCCUACGAGACGGCAGGUGGUCCCACCUGCAAGCCGCCGACGGCGCGGGGGUCGCGUUGAGGCACAGCUCCAGUGAACAGGUGACAGUGCCUGUGGUGUCUGCGUCGGACGCCUGCGACGCAGGGAACUGGUUGGUUUUCGGCCCCAUGGGUUCAGAAGGAGGCCGGGCGAAGCAGAUUCCAUUUGCAGUCACGCAGGCUGAAUGGGACUCCCAUCAGCUCACACACCAGCCAUUUAGGUCGCGGCGUGACCACUGCGCGUCAGGGAAGGCCACGGAGGACCCCCACGCGCUGCAGGAACUAGAGGCUGAGGGAGCAGUGCCCAGGAUCAGCGUUGAUUAUCGUUUCUUGACGUCCAAAAGAGACGAGCAGGAGAUGCACGCAGUGCUGAACGUCUUGGACGCUAAGUCCGGAGGGCCGCUUCCAGGCAUGGUGAACCAGAAGGGCGAAGACGACUACGCUCUAGCACUGAUGAGCGAAGCUGUGCGCUUCUGCGGGCGCACGAGAAUGUUGCUGCUUUCUGAUGGCGAGAGGCCAAUCAAUCGUCUGGUCGACGUUUUCAUCGAGACGCGCAGCAGCAAACAUAGCGCGUCAAAGCGUAACACGCCGAAGGGAUCCUCACAGAGCGCUGGUCUCAUCGAGCGUAGUAACUACGAGGUGGAGAAACAGUACAGGGCUUUGAAGCACAGGCUUGAGUCCGUGUACAAACAGGUGUUUCCUCUCAGCGACAAAAUCCAGCCGUGGCUCGUUCGCCAUGCUGGAUGGUUGCUGGUUCGUUUUCUGGUGAAAGCAGACGGUAAAACUCCCUACAGCCAGUCGUUCGGGAAGGACAACAACGGCGAGAUAAUGGAAUUUGGUGAGUGCGUGCACCACAAGUCGCCGCUAUCCUCCGUGGGGAAGGCAGACGACAGAACGAUCGCUGGACUGCCAACGCUGCACGAGCCCGGCCUCGUAGCGGCAGCUGCGGGCACAGCAGUUGCCGAAUUACCUCCGUUCAUCCAUGGAAGGGGGGAUCCAGAAGUGGCCCCUAUCAACGUGGAUUGGAGCAAGGAGUACUUCUCCACGAAGGCCGGCGUGAAGCUGGGCCCACAGAAGGCGUGCGAAGCCAAGAUCAAGGAGAUGAGGGACAUCGACGCUUACGAAGUGAAGCAAGAGGGUUUCGUCAUGAUCGUGGUUGUGCCGAUGGUGUUCGUGCAUCACGAGUUGGACAUCAGUCUCGGGUGUCACGGUGACGAUUUUCAGGCAGAGGCAGAGAAGGAAGCGUUAGACGAGCUUGACAAGAUCAUGCAACGCCACUUUGAGGUCAAGAUCCCCCCUCGCAUCGGAUCGCCAGAGCACGGAGGGCAAGCCGCGGAGCUGAAGCACCUCAAGCGAACGAUCCGGUGGAGACUAGUCUUCAGGACAGCGGCUGGCACCCUGCAGUACCUGGCAGAGGAUGUCCCGAGUGUUAAGUUCACUACGAGCACGGUCACGGAGGGGAUGACGACGCCUACGAAGAUGCACGCGUUGCGUCUGCACCGGUGCGUUCGUUACCUCCUUGAUCAUCCCAGCGAGAUCUGGAUCUUCGCGUACCAGAAGAUGCCGACGCAUCUGACUGAGCAUUGCGAUUCUGAUUGGGCCGCCGACAGAGAGACGAGGAAGAGCAUGUCAUGUGUAGUUGAACGUUUUGGAGAGCACUUGAUCGACAUGAGCGCGUCCACUAAACAGUCACUGCUUGCGCUGAGCUCUGGGGAGGCAGAGUUCUAUGCCAUCAUCAAAGGCGCGGCGACGGGUGUCCAGACGACGCAGAUCAUCGAGGCGUUGACGCGUCUGCCGUGCAAGUUG